This is a messenger RNA of Anolis sagrei ordinatus, 4522 nucleotides long. It is a transcript of the gene AMER3, whose product is annotated as APC membrane recruitment protein 3. Gene Ontology annotation, cellular component: plasma membrane. Gene Ontology annotation, biological process: regulation of canonical Wnt signaling pathway. Gene Ontology annotation, molecular function: phosphatidylinositol-4,5-bisphosphate binding; beta-catenin binding. The record is from RefSeq and is a predicted model, not a curated record. NCBI's taxonomy places the organism in Eukaryota, Metazoa, Chordata, Lepidosauria, Squamata, Anolidae.
UCUAAAAUUGGUUACAUGUGAACAUUUGAAGUCAGUGCAGGGAAUGACAUCUAAUACCUGGAAAACUGAAAGGUUGGAGAAGAGGAGGAGGAAAGGAGAAAGAAAAGGGAGGGGGAGAGGGAGGAGGAGCAAAGCUGCAAAGAGAAGAAAUCAGUCCAGAGUCUCAAAUGCUUUUAUGCAAGCUUCUGCAUAAAGACCCUCAGCAUCGCAGCCCCGGCAACAAGAAUAUAAGGCUGAAGAUUUCUGGCUAUUGACAUGCACCACUUGUGACCAGACAGCAUGGAGUUCAAAAGAGGGAAAACCUUCAUAAAAUCCAGCAUGCAACUGACCCAUGAGAAAUUACCUUUAGUGGGCUUGAGUCCUAGAGACAAAGACAAUGCAGGAAAGGACAUCAAAGAAAGAAACCUUCCCUAUAUUGAAACUGCAAAAUCAAGUUUCUCUACAGAUAAAAGUGAUAGUAUUUCAAACAGGUCAGCAAAAACUGGCUCAAGCGAGAGCAUCUUGUUGCUCCAAGAAUCCUUCUACAAACCUGUACGGAAAAGUAAAACCCAUGACUGUGCUCUAGGCACUGUAGACAAGUCUGAACAAUGUAGCUAUAAUACCAAAAUCUCUGAAGAGGGUGUUGUAGCACCUGGACGAACUAAAGGACGACUCGUCAACAGUGCUAGCUUCUCCGGGCUUGGGAAUACACAGAAUUCUCACACCAAAAAAGACUCCGUAGUCAGCUCAAGCCAUUUCUUGAACAGUCCACAGCAGAUGAUUGAUUACCGCAACUUUGUACCACAGAUGCCCUUUGUGCCAGCUGUGGCCAAAAGUAUCCCCAGGAAGAGGAUUUCUCUAAAGCGAUCCAAGAAAGGUCUCCGGGACAUUUUUCAUAUUAAGAAAAACAAGCCUGAGAAUCUUGCUUUGUUGUCAGAAAAGCAAAAAAGACUUCCAUUUCCAGGGUGCAGGUCAGAAUUAGCAGGCAGAUUUGGUAAAUAUUUCUUUAAAGCUGGAGAUACCUUUACUGCUGACUGUUUGGCACAAGACUUUUCUGAUGGCGAAUUUCUGUCAGAGUCCUCCUAUGAGUAUUCCAGUGCUCUUUGUGAAGAUGUUGCUUCUCUGAAGAGCUUUGAUUCCCUCACUGGAUGCGGAGAGAUCUUUGCAGAUGAGAGCUCUGCUCACAUGGAACUGGAGAUCAGCAAAGAAAUCUCACUAAGGCAAUCACAACAGAAGGGGAACCCUGCCAUGGGAUCCUUUCAAGGUGGAGUGGAACAGCUUGCAUCUCCAGCCCAAAAUGAAGCAGCUGAUUUUGCAAAACUUUGGGAUAAUAUCAACAAAUCAGUGCAACUGCAUCAGAAAACAUUGUUUGAUAGAAGGCUAUUGAAAAUACCUAAUAGUGAAGUAGGAAUGGCUAGAAAUGAGACCAGCGCCUUAGUGACAGACUUGUUGUCUUCUCCUGACUCUUCCAAAGAGAGCUCCAUAGACACUGGGACCCCAAAGAGUGACAACCAGGAAUCCAUGUCCACUAGUGAUGAAGGAUACUAUGAUUCAUUUUCUCCUGGGCAAGAUGAGGAACUCAAGGAUGAUCAAUCACCUGGAGUACCAGGUCGGUUUCCAAGAGACAGCUAUAGUGGAGAUGCUCUGUAUGAACUAUUCUGUGACCCCAGUGAAGCUCAGAUCAGCCCAGGGCUAGACGAUGACCUCUGUAUGUCUGAAAGCAUUUCAGAAAAGGCCAAUGAAAUACCGUUGUCUAUUUAUAGCUUUCAUGUAGGGUCAGAAGAAAAUAUGGCUUCCCAACCAGCUGUUGAUAUAAUCAGCCAAGGUUUCCUUCACAGCACAUGGAAAGGCAAAGAAUGCCUACUCAAACUGUGUGAUACAGAGCUCUCCCUGACCAUGGGGAUCAUCAACUGGCUACGAAAAAACCCAGGUCUGAUUUCCCCCCAAGAUCUUCCUAAGAAUCCUCAGUCACCGUUAGAGCCAGUUGGUGAACCAAUGUUAACAGACAAGAACAAGUACAGAGCAACUCUAGAGGACAAUAAAACUGAUCCAGAUGGAUCUUCAGAUUUCCUCAAAAAUGGAACACAUUCAUAUUCAAUAGACAGAACUGAACAAAGGCAAAGUGAUAGUCUUACAUGUGACUCACCUCAAGAAAGUUCUCAAGAAAGGGAAGGAACUCUGAGUGCAAUGUCUCCUCUCAUAACAGACAACAGCACGUGGUGUGACAUGCAAAGAUCAGAGGGGAGUUGGGAUGACCUCAUGAAUUCAUCUGAAAUGGAGAAGAUAUCUCUCUUAGGAGAGUGCACAGAACCCAACACUGAAACUCUAUCAUUUGAAGUCCUCAAUCUGGAGACAAUUGGCCAAACUGAUGAGAACUCUUUGGCAAUUGAUAACCAUGAUGCCGAGUCAUGUUCUUCUUACAUGACUGCUGCAACUUCUCCUGAUUCUCUAGAAACUGGAGAUGAAUGUGAGACAAAAGAUCAAGCAUCGGCAGCAGAAGGUGACAAGCCAAUAGAGCCACUGAAUCUCAGUCAUUCUCAAAGCUACAUCAAACAGACACCAAAGGAGGAUGAGAGUAACAUGGUGCAGCUUUUGGAACAUUGUGCCACUCAGGUUGCUUCAUUAAAGAUCAGUUAUGAUGCUGAAAAUAAGCACUUGGAUGAUAAAGACAUUGGAAAUGCACUGAGCAAUAAUACUGAUACAAGGAAUCAAUUAAAAAACCAACUAAGCUUGCAAAAUGAAUGUAGCUGUAUACCUCCUUUUGAUGAUUAUUCAAAUCAAUGUAAUAUUAAGACAACUUUUGGGAGUAGUGCUCCAUAUCUCACGAACAAUAAGGAAGAUCUUAUUUGCAUUGAUGAUCAGAAAAAGAUGACUAUCCUAGACUACAUGGGUCCAGUUGCAAAAAAUAAACUAACUUUUGAAUAUGCCCAAUUGAAUAAUCAAGCCCUAUCUUAUAUCAGAGAUUUUCGAUUUGAACUUGGCAUUCAGAAUUCCACUACCAUGGCAAACAUCUGCAGACCCACAUUUUUACCACUCCUCAGUUCCAUUUGCUCAGACACAGUCCAUGGCUUUCGUCAGUCUUUGUGUAGGAAAAGCGGUUUGCUGGAGAAGCAUCCAGAAGAUCAAGAAGUUUCACCAAGAAACUCACCUUUAGGUGCUUAUUCAAAAUUCCAAUACAAGCUACUGCCACAGGUAACCAUCCCUCCACUUCCAGAGGAUGCUACCGAAGGGACAGUAGUGAUGGAGAAGAAGCAUGACUAACUUGGUUAAGUAAGGUGCAGCUCUAAAGUAAUCCCCCGCACCCAGCAUUCCAAUAAAUAAAUGGCAAUUUCCUUUUUGUAUCAGAACGAGGUAAGAGACUUGUGUCAUCAAGGAUGAAGAAGACUCCAUGAAGACGUUAUGGCAGACAACUAUGUUCCUCCCAGUCUCUAAUCAGAAGAAUGUGGAUUUACGACAUGCCACUUGACUCCUUGAGUGUUAUGUGCAAUGCUGAAUGACAUGUUGAUUUGGUAACACUGUCACAUGAGAAUAGAGUUGUCUCUCUACAUUUGCAGUUUUGACUUUUGUGCAUUUGGUUAUUCACAGAUCUCUAGGAAUUUCUAGGUCCUCCAGUGCAAUCCUAUCAGCUUCCAGCAUUAGUCAACCAUUGAGCUGUGUUAGAGUUUCCAAAAAAAUAAAAUAAAUCUAAAAUAAAACAGCAAAUUGUUUAUUUGCAGUUUUUACUUUCUCAGGAGUCCUGUGGAGGGCUGACUGUAAUAGUUGUCUUUUAGAAUAUAGAUAUAUUUGCCAACAAAAAAGAGACAAAAAGAAGAAAGGGAAAAAUAUUUUGUUUUAGGGAAUCUAUGAAUUUCAGCUCCCAGCCAGCAAAGAUUGUAUGGAUUCUUGUCUCUGUUUACAAUGAGGUUGCUGUUUACAAGUAUACCUCAGUUAGCAAAAUAGUUGUGUUCCAAUUUGUUAACAAAUGCAGGAAUAACAUUGAAAGAAUAGGGUUAGGUUCCAGCACAGAACAGAAGACUAGUUUGACAUGUUUCAACAAACGUUUUAUCCUAAGCUGACAAUAAAAUGAAACACCUUGGUCAAACAAGCCUUCUAUAAGUAAAACAUUUUGAGCCUUCUAGAUACCCCUUGAAAGCUUCUUCCAAAGGACAUCUUGGGAUGGUCCCCCCCCCCCCAGCCUCUGCUUUUUUAUAUAGUUUUCAUUAUGGUGACCAAACAUAUAGAACUAAGCUUUUUAAAUAUGCUGGAUGUCACUGGUAAGGCAAGCUUUUCUGUUUUCUAUCCCCCCCCCCCCCCCCGGUUUUGCUUUUUGCACAUGCCCAGUAAGGGAUUCUGGAGGCAGCUGCUGUUUGCCUUGCCUAUUGUAGGCAGGAAAACAUUGCUACAGCAGGAACCUUUCCAACUCAAGCUUUAUUUCGCUGUCUGAUGCAGACAUGCUACCGGAACCCAAUACCAACUAUUGUGUUUCUUUAGCUGUCCUUCACCAUCCUCCCAGUCCUCAAACCUUCCAGCAAGAUAAAGGACAAGGAGGAAAAGAUGCUGGGAA